Messenger RNA from Thalassophryne amazonica, 3244 nucleotides. RefSeq names its product regulator of G protein signaling 5a (gene rgs5a). The record is from RefSeq and is a predicted model, not a curated record. Lineage: Eukaryota; Metazoa; Chordata; Actinopteri; Batrachoidiformes; Batrachoididae. The transcript is spliced from 6 exons. Bases 1 to 879 code for a protein of 292 amino acids.
AUGUCACCAUGUACGGUAGAAGGUCGUCAGAAAUCCUUGAAAGGUUAUCAAGCUUUGUCUUCACAUCAAACUGAAGAAGACUCAGAUCCUGUGCAGUCUCCACCCAACAUGGUCAGUCCAGAGCUUCCUGCUGUGCGACAGGUCCUGAAGACCUACUUUGCUUUCCAUACCUCGGGCAGCCAUGUGCAGUCAAACACUGACAAUGACAAGAUCCAACACCAAUUCAAAUGUGCAGGAACUGUGUUUCACUGGCUUCCCACUCAUGUUUUCAACAACAGAGACCUUCAACAUGAGAUGAAAAUCCUUGACUACAAAGCCAUCGUCAUGCCAUCCCUGAUGAUUAGCUGCCUUACCUCAUCCUGCCUGGAAAGGGCAAAAGGGAUCAAGUCCAAGUUAGGUGUUUUACUGCAGAAGCCAGAGAACGGCAUCACCCUCAUCAUCCCGUACCCUGAGAAACCUGAGAAGAAGCCUGAGAAGUUGCAGAAGCCCACUCCUGAGGAAGCUGCCCAGUGGCGUGAGGGUCUGGAUCGGGUCCUGAACAACAGCUAUGGUCAGGUUGCCUUCCGUAACUUCCUGCAGUCCGAGUUCAGCGAGGAGAACAUUGAGUUCUGGGUGGCCUGUGAGGAGUUCAAAAAGACCAAGAACCCUGAGCUGAUGGCUGCUAAGGCCAAGAAGAUCUACGAAGACUUCAUCCAGUCAGAUGGGCCCAGGGAGGUCAACAUUGACCACGUUACAAAGGAUGUGACCCUGAGGAACCUGGUGACUCUCUCCUCCUCAACCUUUGAUCUGGCUCAGAACAGGAUCUUUUCCCUGAUGGAGAAUGACUCCUUCGGGCGUUUCCUUCGGACGGAGCAGUACCAGGAGCUCGUGGUCUCUUAAAGAGUGGCCAUGGAUUCAGAGGAGCUGUGGUGGGGGAAAGGGGUUUUCAAAUAGCAGUUCUUCAACAAGAAAAUUGGACAAAAUUCAAUAAUAAUGGUUAAUAAACUGUGUGGUAGCUGAUGAAGCAAAGGCUGUUACUUUACAAAUAAACUACAACGUCGUCAGCAAAAAAUAUGAAUCUUAAAAAAUUUCAAAUUUGAUUUUUGUAAAAGUCUGUCUUUUGAAAUACCCCAAACCCUCACCCAUCACACACACCCCAGUGUUCUUCUGCCCCUCAAUAAGAGAACCAUCAAAACAUCAAAAUAACCCUGUAUACUCCUGAAAAUACCUUCACAAUAAAAGCCUGCAAAAAUAGCAAAUGGUUCUGUAAAAGCUAAAAUGUAAAUCAUGGAUGUAUUAUGAUAGCAUAACGUCACUCAGUGUCACGUUUGCCCAGUCGCCACUUGGUGUAAGAGAGCAAAUGUUUUCUUGAGAUUGGUGACCUGUAGGGGCAGAAGUUUAUCUCAGGUUAGUGUCGAGUGAAGCAAAUAGGAGUCAUUGACUUCUUCUGGAUGGAAUUUGAGUCCACAACUGCUUUACUGUUUUCUUUCCUAAAAAAAAAAAAAUAAUAAUUACUCUCCUCAAUAUGAAGUCUAUGGGACGAGUGAGAUUUUUUUUUUUUUUCCCCUUGUGCAUGUAUUGCGCAAAAUUCCUAAAAUCAGUCUUUGCCAUCAUGGCCUUUUGCAACACAAAUGUGAACUCCACAUACAAGCAGAUACAAACUUGUUGUGAAUAACAGAUGACAAAUUGAUGUUCACAUUGGGUUAUAUUGGAAAACAAUCCAAAAUAUCCAAAGUGUUUCCCAAUCCUUGGCCUUGGGACCCAAAAUACUGCAUGUUUUCCAUUUCUCCCUGAUGUACUCAGACCAGGUCAGUCCUGUUAGGUGUGUUUAACCAGUCAACAGCUGGCUGAACUGUGAAACACACCUGUUAUAUAUAGCUCAUUGUGUGACGUUAGAGUAGAGAGGAUUGGAAAUACAUAGUCAUUUGGGUGCCAAGGACAAUUUUCACCAUGCAAGGUCUCUGGUCCUUUACAAUGAAAAAAAGUGAAACUUGCAUCAACUUAAAAAAAAAAUUGCUGUAAUUUGUUACACCUAAAUUUAUUAAUUUGUCUCAAAAGUAUAUAAUUGAAUGUUUCAACUCAUAUUUAUAAUACAGUUUGGGAAAACUACUACAGUAAAGUAUGAAAAAUUAAAACAACUUUCAACUUUUUCUCGAUUUAAUUUUGCUUAAUGGACUUUUAAUGGUUGAUAAACCUGACUUUAACUUUUUUAUUAUUCAUGCAUUCAUUCCGUUUGCCUGCUUUUCCAAUUAAGGGUCACGGGGGUGCUGGAGGCCUAUCCUAGCAGUCAAAGAGCAAGAGACAGGGUACACCUGGACUGGACACCAGUCUGUAGGGUAUUAUUAUUAUUAUUAUAUUAUUAUUAUUAUUAUUAUUAUAUAUUAUUGUUAUUAUUAUUAUUAUCAUGACUUAGUGCACAUUAUGUGCAAGAUGUAGCUGCAAGGUUUAUUUUCAGCUGUGUUCCUUGCAAAGGCUGGUCUAAAAAGAAAUCUUUUGACCCCAAACAAAAGCUCCACAUAAUUAUAAGACCAAAAACGUUAGGAGAUAAGACAAAAAAAAGUGAUCAAUGACAUUGUGUGCAGUGACUGUAAGGCCUCAAAUCCCUCUCCGUGUAAUUUGAGGUGAACCACAGCUUCCGAAUUAAACCAACUUGGAAAUUUCGCCACUUAAUGCGAACACGCAUCGUGCGACGUAAAACUGAUGCACACAUUAUCAACUUAACCAAAUGUCAACAAAUUAAAAUCCUCUGCAUUAAAAAAAAAGCAAAUUGGAAUUCUAUCAUUCAGACUGACCCCUGAACAAACGAUUUAUGUUUUGCUCUCCACAAACCUUGAGACUGACAGCCUUUAAGUGAUUAUGUGGUUUUCCCAAAUUGAGGACAUAAGUGUUGUUGUCUCCAGUGUCUGAACAGGAUAUGACCUAUAACAUUUCCAGUUGAUGGGAGACGACACUCAGAAAUUCCUCUGGAUCACACAGCGACACAAUAACAUUUCCAACAUCAGCAUUUAAUACAGUCAGUGCCUUGAAUCCUUUCCAACAACAACUGUGUUGCACCAAAACAUGGGAAUCAGUCAUUGCCCAAUCAACAUAAAAAUCACUUCUUUUUUUCUUUUAAAUCUCUUAGACUUGGUCUUUCACAUGCACAGAGUAAAUUUGGAUUACCACCAAACUCGAUAUCCUUGAGAAUAAUGCUGGCUGGUUGGCUCCUUAGCUACCGAAACUGUAAGUUGCUUAGAUGGGAAAAUCAAGUAGGAGGGAAUCUCAG